Molecule: messenger RNA, 561 nt
Organism: Bipolaris maydis ATCC 48331
Lineage: Eukaryota; Fungi; Ascomycota; Dothideomycetes; Pleosporales; Pleosporaceae
Source: RefSeq, a predicted model, not a curated record
AUGGCGGAUUGCACGCAAGCCAUGAAACAGCAUCCAGCGUCCAGCGCUGGACAGGCAGCGUCUCGAAGCAAAGGCUCGGGUGGGCAGAUGGAUCCGGGCAUGAUUGUCUUGGGGUUGCCUGCUAUUCGCGACUCGUUGCCGUUGCUCGACUCCUCCCGUGACACUCCACGUGCGGCGUGGCGGCCUCUUGUGGCCGUGCUUGCUUCACGCGUGUCCUAUUCGAACAGCACAUCGAGACCGGCGCCUGGUGGAGAAUUUUUUCCCUCCAUCUCUCUUGCCACGGCAGCGCAGUUGGCCAGAUGGCGCCAGGGUGCACACGAGGCCGAAGAGGUGUGCACCUCGGAGCCCAUGGCUCCGCAAGAGGCCAAACACGAGUGCACGCGCUGCGGACAAGAGGACAGCUGGGGCUGGCUGGUGCAGGGAGCCAUGUGCAGGCUGGACAAGCAGUGCAAUCAAAGGCGCGGUGGUGCUGGCCUGGUGCAUGGAGCCAAUACUACAUAUGCAUCUACUUACCGUGAGGUGAUGCGGCACCAAAUUGACAUGGCGGGAAGUCAAGAUUAG